Molecule: messenger RNA, 3065 nt
Organism: Actinia tenebrosa (Australian red waratah sea anemone)
Lineage: Eukaryota; Metazoa; Cnidaria; Anthozoa; Actiniaria; Actiniidae
Source: RefSeq, a predicted model, not a curated record
UACAUGCAAUCCUUCCAAGAAAUGAUCUUCUAAUGAGCAAGGAUAAACAUAGCUGCAUAGAAAAACAUAAAAAUACAUCAUUUUAGCAUUUAUAAGAUUAACAUCGGAUGCACCCCUGUGCUGUACRAUAGACAGAGGAGGAUGGCCUUCGUCAAAAGAAUAUGGAGGUUUUAUAUUGUGAUCGUAACGAGCUUGUGUUGUUUUGAAUCCUCAUUAUGCAAGAAAAUGACGUUUGAAAUAGAAAGGCGUCUUAAGGGAGAUGCGAUUCCUAAUGACUUUAUCAUCAACGGCAAAGGAGAGUGGGAAAAGUGGCAACGAUGUCUUCAAAACAACUGCCGAACAGAAUUCAAGACAGUUAAGUAUGGAUCAGCAAGGAGCUGCCGGUGCGCUUGUCAAUAUGCUUUUUCUACUUUUCGCAUGGGAGCCACUGCUAGCAAUUCUUCAUGUAUCGAGAAUUCUAAACUACGAUCAGAUGAAGGUUGCAGCAUUCUUUUUCAGAAUGAGGGUACACCGACUAACUCUCUUACUGUAAUAGACACCAGUAAAAGUGGCCAGAACAAUGUGGUUUUUCCAGGAAAUUCCAGAUGCAAUACUUCUGGUUCUGCUCUCUAUUGGGAUUAUGGAGUGUGGAAGUCAUCACUCGAAGAUAUUUUCUUAUUAUAUGCACCAAAUUCAUGGACUAGAUAUCUUAAGUGGAACAGGAUCACUAAAUAUCCUGGAAGAAUCAUAAAACAACCUCUGACUUGCACUAGCAUUUCAACAUCACAGACCAGCAGACAUUGUAUAAUAUUUAAAAUAUCUGGAAAGCUUUUGUAUGAUUUAGAUCCUCCUACAAAAGCACCAACAACAAGUUCUACAAGAAGUGUAGGAACAAUAAAGACACUAAGGACACAGCUUUCUUCAACAACUAAACAACCUACAACUAAACGGUUUACUCCAUCUACAACUACCUCUCAAAGCACACCUAAACUUGUUACAUCUGUACAAACCACAACAAGUAGACAAACAACACACAGCUUACAUUAUACAACACAUAACACAGUUGAGACUUCAACGGUACCAGUAACUGAUCAAACAAUAACCACAGAAAGACAUAAACACAGCACUAAUAAAAUAGCUUCAACAGCUACUGAAGAUAUCCCAACGGAAGAGAGUGAGAUGCCAGUUACAGAAGUAACAGAACAAUCGACCACUGAAACAGAUGUGGUCCCAGGAAAGAAGGGUGCUCGUGGAGAAUCCAGUGAUUCUGAUAGCAGCAAUGACACACUUGUAAUUACAGCCAUCGGUGCUGCAGCAGCUAUUGCAUGUGUUAUAAUAAUUUGCAUCUUUCUUUGGUUUGUGGUGAAAAGAAAACAGAACAAUAGGAAUAAUGAAGCAUACUGCAGUACAGAUAUGACAGUUAUUACAAAUGGUACUGGAAUGAAUAACACUUCUGUUCCUACACUCAAAAACCCGAUAUACGAUAAUCCUGCUUACUUGGACUCCACUGAAAAACAUCACCCCAAACAACUGCCAAUGCUUGGAAAUCCUGUCUAUGAUAAAGCCAUUGUUAACAACAACAACAACAACAAAGGCCACCCGAAUGUCAAAAACCCAUCAGACGAACGAAAAACUAAGAUUGAUAGUAAUCACUAUGACAACGAGGAUGAUGAUGAAGCAUAUGACAACCCUGGUUAUCAGGAAUUGGUCGUCAAAACAUUAAAGGGGACUGCCAAUAAUGCUGGUUAUAGUGACUCUACUUACGAUAAUACUUAUGCUGAACCUGAAAAGCCUGUAUAUGAAGCACUAUCAGUAAAUAAUGGAAGGGAUUCUAUCUAUCAGGCAUUGGUGCACAACGGCCAGAGCACAGAAACUAUGGAACCUCCUGAAUACUUGACUUUACUCGAUGAAAAUCCAAGUCCAGAAAAACAAGACGUACCAGAAUAUUUGACUCUAGUGGGUGAGGAAACCAACCAAACCCAACCAGAGGCAGAUGACUAUGACUAUGCCUAUGUAGAUGGACAGGAAAAGCGAACCACCCUAAGAACACCAAGCACAAAAGGUGCUGGUAUGUCCCAACAAGACUCUAAAGUUUAUGAUGGCCUCAAUGAUAAUGGUCCUCCAUUGUAUGAUGUCCUUGAGGACCCCAAUGAUAAAGAACCUCCAGUUUAUGAUGUCCUUGAAGGACCUGAUGCGGGAGACGAUUACCUUAUGCCAGUACAUGGCAAUCAGUCAAAAUAGAAAAACACAAAGACAAACGUACUCACAGCCUAUAUUUUUUAUCUGCCUCUCCUUAGAGCCACAUGUUUUUAGUCUUGGUUUUUGGUGCCACUUUGAAUCGAUACAUCAAAAAUAUGUAACAAAUAAAAAAGCUUUUUCCGUGCUCCGUUCAGUAAUAAAGCACGCAGGAAGUGGCGUAAGCACGAAAGAAUAUUGUAAAGAGAAGCACGAGCCGUAGGCGAGUGCUUACGCCGCGUCCUAAGUGCUUCAAUACUGGAUGGACCACGGAAAAAGCUGUUUUAUUAUGUAUCUACUUUUUUUUCGGUAUUGAAGUUAUUUACGCAAAAAGAAAGACGGUCACAGGAUCUAGCAGCACUUCGUGCGCGGGGAUGGCGUUAGCACUGCUCUGUUAACUAAUAUAAUAAAGCACAGUUUUCGACCCAUCAGAGCGCGCGUACUAUCCAAGCUAUACAAUAAAAAUGCAUAAGAAGUUCAAAAAUAGCCAUCAUAUAUUGAUAGGUAUAAAGAUGAAUAGGAGUUCCUUUCCUUUGGUAAGGGUCUAUGAUUUAUGAAAUUUCUAAGAAAGUUCAAACAUGUAAAUUUUAAGGAUCAAAAAAAGUUGUUAGAUAAUUUAUUCCUUGUAAAGAAUAUUUGAGAAAAGAAUGUCAUAGUUGAGCCAUAAUUCACAAGUGCUCGUUUUAUAAGAAUAUUUUCCUAAAGUCCAUAGUUUUACUAUCUUUCUAGUAUUCAAGAUUAAAUGUAUAUUUGUGAUGCAAGAGGUAUAUUUUUAUGCAUAAAUAUUAAAGAAUUAUUGACGCAAUCAUUAUAUGAUACUAAAAUCAUGAAGAAUAAACUAUUAAUAUUGA